UUUCGGUAGCUCAUCAGUGAAGUCUUGCUGUAUUACUCAUGUCACUCGUACUAGAGUAGCAAGUUAGUGAAAGCACUGCUGUGAACACAUGAGAUGUUUUCUCUUUGAUCCAAAACGUCGUUGGUUUAAAGGAAAUGGAUUAAACCCUGAGCUCAGGUCUUGGACACAAGCCAGCUCUAUGUGAGAGAGAGGCCUUUGCAACCAACUUUGCGAAAUCCACCUAAACACACACUCCAACGCUCUUCUCAUGGAGGACAAAAAGUCCAUGAUUGGCAGUUUGCGCCAAAAAGCCAAACUCUUCCGAUACUCGCGGGUUGGCAGCGACAAAAACCCCAACAAGCCAGAGGUGAGGGAAGAGCGCUUGUUGGACCAGCGGAUGAACACGUCUAUGUUGGACGUCCUGCAGAGGAGUCGAACGUCCUCCCUAAAACGCUCCGCCCACCAGCAGCCAGCUGACCUCAGGACGUCCACGGCUUGCAACAGUAGCCCAACCACCCCCCUCAGCGUGACUCUGCGAAAGAAAGGGGGCGGCACCGGCCUCGUCGAUUCGCUGGACUCGACCGGCUGGCCGUCGCAGGAGUCAGUCACUGAUGCCCCGUGUGAGGAGCACAACAUCUCCAAAUCCACAGAUGAGAUGGAUCAGGUGCUGCGUUUGAGGGACACACCGCUUGCGUCAUCAGAGAGCCUGGCUGAGAAGCCGCAUUUGAACAGAAAUGGUUCAGAUACGUUCUCCAUACAUGACAGUGAGCACAAUAAUAUUCUGGACAUGAAGACAGAAACAGCUGGAGUGAAUGAGCAUCAGAGGGAAGCUCAGAGAACGUACCUGCUCACUAUAUGCCUGAAGGAGGGCCGUGGACUGGUCAUUAGAGACCGCUGCGGCACAAGUGAUCCAUAUGUGAAAUUCAAACUGGAUGGGAAGACCUUAUACAAAAGUAAAGUGGUGUAUAAGAAUCUCAACCCUGUCUGGAAUGAGACUUUCUCCUUCCCGAUCCGCAACCUGGACCAGAAACUCUUCAUCAAGGUUUAUGAUCGAGAUCUGACAACGGAUGACUUCAUGGGGUCCUGCGGUGUUGAGCUCAAUAAACUGGAACUUGAAAAGAGCAGCGAGAUGGUGCUUCCACUGGACGACCCCAACAGCCUGGAGGACGAUAUGGGUGUCAUAAUCAUCGAUAUUUGCUUAUCUGUGAGGGACGGCAAAAACAAAAAACAUGGAAGUACAACAGAGCAUAACAAGCGUCUCACGGAGUCUAUGAAGAAGAGUCAACUCUGGACCGAGGUAUAUACCAUCACUCUGGUUCUUCGUGGCGAAGGAAGAAUGUCUUGCUGGUUUUGUGUUCAAGGCCUGGUGUGUCUGUGUGCACAUUGCAGGUGUGAGAUCGACUUGUCUGGGUUGCCGUUGAAUGAAUCCACACUGUUUACACAUGAGCUGGACCCGGGCCGAGGCAGGGUGGUGUUCCUCGUCACUCCCACUCCCUGCACUGGAGCUUCCAUCACGGAUCUCGUCGCUCCUCCACUGGAAGAGCCUCAUGAGAGAGACAACAUGCUGGUUAAAUAUAGUUUCAGGAACUCCCUGAAGGAUUUGAGAGAUGUUGGUUUUCUUCAGGUUAAAGUGAUCAAGGCCACUGACCUCAUGGCUGCUGAUCUAAAUGGAAAGAGUGACCCAUUUUGUGUUCUGGAAUUGGGAAACAACCGGCUGCAGACCCACACCAUAUACAAGACCCUCAACCCUGAGUGGAAUAAAGUCUUUACAUUCCCAGUAAAAGACAUUCAUGAGGUUCUGGAAGUGACUGUGUUUGAUGAGGAUGGAGACAAAGCCCCAGAUUUCUUGGGGAAGGUGGCCCUUCCUUUAAUCUCGAUACGUAACGGUCAGCAGGUUGCUUGUCCUCUGAGGAAAGAGAAUUUGGGAGGACUGUCUAAAGGAACCAUAGUACUGGAGCUGGAAGUCAUUUUCAAUUCUAUCAAAGCAAGCAUCAGGACCUUCACACCUAGAGAACAGAAGUUUAUGGAGGACAAUGCCAAGUUUUCUAAGAAGGUUCUUGCCAGGAAUGUUCUUCGUGUGAGGAACCUUUAUCGUGCUGUGUGCCACGCCAACCAGUUCAUCAAGAGCUGUUUCCAGUGGGAAAGUGUGCAGAGGAGCAUCAUAGCAUUUCUG
Messenger RNA from Sinocyclocheilus rhinocerous, 2152 nucleotides. RefSeq names its product multiple C2 domains, transmembrane 2b (gene mctp2b). The annotation marks the transcript as partial. NCBI's taxonomy places the organism in Eukaryota, Metazoa, Chordata, Actinopteri, Cypriniformes, Cyprinidae. The transcript has 16 exons. Gene Ontology annotation, biological process: regulation of neurotransmitter secretion. Gene Ontology annotation, cellular component: synaptic vesicle membrane. The record is from RefSeq and is a predicted model, not a curated record. Gene Ontology annotation, molecular function: calcium ion binding.